UAAACCCAAUGGAAAUUUCGAAAUGUUUUUGAAUCAGUCAAAUCUAAUUUAGUUUCUUAUAGUUUUCCCAACUGUUAAUUUAUCAUUUCUCGCCGGAAAAUCUCUCAUCAGAGUUUCCUUGUAGUUCACGGCGAUGCUAUAGUCCUCCUUGAAAGCGACUGUCCGAGUAAUAUUACUUUAUUUUUUUAUGUAACCAGUGAGAAACUUACCGAUUCAGACAUGUUAAAACGAUGUGAAAGGAGAAGACUUUUGAUGGAAAAUAAACAAAACCGAGACUGGCGAUUGUCUUGUUCAUCUUGUUCUGGAUUUGGUUGUCUGUGAUGGGAGGAAGCAGCUCAAAGGACUCGAACAGAGGAGGCAGAAGCAGUAGGAGGUAUCCAGGUAGCCCUUCUGCGAGCUCGUCUGCUUCUUCUUGGGGGCCUUACGGAGACCACCAGAACAGCUCCUACCACACGCCAAGCCAUCCAUCUGCAAGCCCUGCACCUUCCUAUAACAAUCCUCGAUGGCAAACUCAGAAGAAUCUUGAGAGGAAGUAUUCACGGAUUGGUGAUAACUACCGCUCCAUCGAUGAGGUUACUGCUGCUCUUUCACAUGCUGGCUUGGAGUCCUCGAAUCUAAUUGUUGGUAUUGAUGUCACCAAGAGCAACGAGUGGACAGGGGCGAGAUCAUUUGGUAGGAAGAGCCUGCAUUACAUUGGAACUACUCCAAACCCUUAUCAGCAAGCUAUUUCCAUCAUUGGAAAGACUUUAUCGGUUUUCGAUGAAGAUAACUUGAUCCCAUGUUAUGGAUUCGGAGAUGCUACAACACAUGAUCAGGAUGUGUUUAGUUUCAAUGCCAAUGAUACAUUCUGUAAUGGAUUUGAAGAAGUUCUCAUGUGUUACAGAGAGAUUGUCCCCCAGCUACGCCUUGCAGGUCCGACAUCUUUUGCACCGAUUAUCGAAAGGGCCAUAACGAUUGUGGAAGAAAGUGGAGGCCAGUACCAUGUUCUUCUCAUAAUCGCUGAUGGACAGGUGACAAGAAGUGUUGAUACAGAGCAUGGGGCAGUCAGUCCACAAGAGCAGCAGACCAUUGACGCCAUUGUUAGAGCAAGCGAGUAUCCUUUGUCGAUAGUUCUUGUUGGUGUAGGAGAUGGCCCUUGGGACACUAUGAGACAGUUUGACGACAACAUCCCCGCUCGUGCCUUUGACAACUUCCAGUUUGUGAAUUUCACAGAGAUAAUGUCAAAGAACGUUGAUCCAGCAAGGAAAGAGGCAGAGUUUGCGCUUUCUGCGUUGAUGGAGAUCCCAUCUCAGUACAAAGCCACCCUUGAGCUUGGUUUACUAGGAAGAAGAACUGGAAACUGUCCAAACAGGUUUGCGCUUCCACCACCAACGUAUGCUGCUCAGUCCAUGCGCAACAGUCCAAGAACUUCAAGAUCAACCAGCUUUCAGACCAGAACACCACAAGCGUAUGAUAGUGGUGUUGCUGCCGCUACUGCACCAGUUUCAAAUGCUCGUAAUGAUGGCCAGCUUUGUCCUAUAUGUCUAGUGAUACCAAAGAACAUGGCUUUCAAUUGUGGUCAUCAGACUUGCUCAGAUUGUGGGGAAGACCUCCACGUUUGUCCCAUUUGCCGAAGCUCAAUCUCGGUUCGUAUCAAGCUUUAUUAAGAUAACCCUCUCAGGUGAUCUGACAUCUUUCAGAGCACAGCUCGAGUUAGUUUUCCAGCUAGUUCUCAUCAACGGUGGUGGAGAUAUGACCAGUGUCCUUGUUUGCAUUUGUUUCAGAUGUUUGUAUAUAAUUUGUUCGGUUUUGCAUUCUCAUUGCACAUGAAAACACACACAGCAGACGAGAGAUGUAAGUAAAAUAAAGGAUCUUUGAUUCUGCUGCAACAGACUUUGUAUAUAAGAAUUCAAUCUUUCUUCUUUUGAAGAGUCUUA
Brassica rapa (field mustard) is the source of this 1916-nucleotide messenger RNA. Its product is annotated as E3 ubiquitin-protein ligase RGLG5. The record is from RefSeq and is a predicted model, not a curated record. Gene Ontology annotation, biological process: protein ubiquitination. Gene Ontology annotation, cellular component: nucleus. Gene Ontology annotation, molecular function: ubiquitin-protein transferase activity. NCBI's taxonomy places the organism in Eukaryota, Viridiplantae, Streptophyta, Magnoliopsida, Brassicales, Brassicaceae.